AUGGUGACGGACGAGGACAAUGCGACGAUAGAGCGCAUGGUGAGCGAGGGCAAGUCGGCCAUGGCCAUCCGCGCCGCCGUGCCUAACGUGUCGCGCACCAAUGUCUAUCUCAAGAUUGCAAAGUUCAAGAAGCACGGCACCGUCGGCCGAGUGCAGACAAAGACGCUGGGCAGGCCGCGAGCCAUGAGCGAAGGAGUCGACAAGUUCUUGCAGGGCCUGCUCGCCGCCAAACCAGACAUGGAGCUCGACGAGAUGCGCCGCCAUUUGCAGAAAGAACUGCAACUGACUGUGUCCAUGUCGACCAUCUCACGCGCCAUUGCCCGCGCCGGCAUUGCCACAGGACAGAGACCUGUCCGUACGCGCACAACUGCAUCUACCUCUACCGCCGGUCGUCGCCGUGCUGCCAACAAGGCCAUCGCCCAGAAAGAAGCACCCGCUCAACCUCAACCUUUAACACAGCAGCAGCCUCCUCCUCUUGCUCUUCAUAUCUCUCAGCAUGUUCCGAUCGACCAUCUCAACGAUCUCCCUACCGAUGCCCACCUCCUUGACCCAUGGCAGGACUUGACCAUACCUACAUCGCAGCACCCGCAUCACCAUCCACAGUUGCAGCCACACCACAUGCACGUCCUCGAUCCUUCCCUUGCUCCUCCUUACCACAGCGUUGCCGUCUAUCACGAUCUCUAUGCAGAUCCUGAUCCUCACGUCAUGGCCAUGAAUGCCUCUGCUCUGGAUGUUUACAGAAGUCCAUAUGCUCCUCUUUGA
This is a messenger RNA of Aureobasidium musti, 762 nucleotides long. The record is from the annotation of a GenBank genome assembly. Lineage: Eukaryota; Fungi; Ascomycota; Dothideomycetes; Dothideales; Saccotheciaceae.